Mus musculus (house mouse) is the source of this 1577-nucleotide messenger RNA. Its product is annotated as predicted gene, 19470. The transcript has a single exon. The record is from RefSeq and is a predicted model, not a curated record. The coding region runs from base 1 to 1077 and encodes 358 amino acids. NCBI's taxonomy places the organism in Eukaryota, Metazoa, Chordata, Mammalia, Rodentia, Muridae.
AUGUAUUCUAAAGGUAUCAGGCCAGACACCAUCCAUCCUGAGCAUGGCUGGAGCAUUCAGCACCACAAGGAGCCAGAAAAUAACCAAAAUACAACAAAUAUGGAAGAACAACAAGGAAACAGAUUCAGAUUCCUCCACUUCAUGAAACCAACCCAGGUUCAGGGACAUUUCCCAUCAUACACUGUUCAUUAUUGCAAGAACAGGACUCAACUCUCCCAGCCUGCCCAGCCCUCCAUCUUCAAUGCCAAACCUUACAAAUGCAGCAAAUGGAAGGGGUCUGUGCCUACAGGGCUGCCCUUAAAGAAGGACAUAGCAAAAUCUGAUGUGCAUAACACUAUCAAGAAGGACAUUGGUGUUGGGGCACAAAUGAUGCCUGGCACUGCAAGCAGCAGCCCUGCGAAGGAGCUGAGACCCAGGAAACCUGCAUUGAGGACAGAAAAGUUGCCCUACAUGAAACCGGCCGAGCACUAUUCCCUGCUUGAGGCAAAGACCAAAAUUAAGCCAGCAUCACACAUCACAGAGCUUCCACUGAAACACGGGAGAACCAAUCUGCAGAUGCUUGUGGCAAGGGAUCUGACCCCACCUGGAGUUCCAGCCUCAAACCUCCCCCAGGUUGUGAAUCCUGCCUCACCCAUCUGUGAUUCCAAGGCUGCCAGGGUCCUGCAAAGGUUGCAUCACCAGGAUCCAGGAGGGACAAGGAUGAAAAGUGCAUCAGUUGCGAGGCCAGAGAGAGAUGAGUUUAUACACUCAACUGCAGAGGCUCAGGAGACCCACAGAGCCCCUCCACUUGCUGCCAGCCUCGGGGCCACAAAGUCUCAUCUAGAUCCAUUUCCGAGAUACCUGAGUGUUCAGAGACCUACUUCCUACUUCCUGGCAGCAAAUCCCCAACAGAUCAGGACCAUCGGAGGCAUUGGAAAAGGCAGUCUGAAGCCAAGUACCAAUCCCAAAAUGGCCAAGCAUGCAACACAGAAGAGCUUACAGGAGGUGGACUUAAGACAUCACCCCAGGGUUAUGACAAUGGAAGGCCUCGGAGAAAGGGUCCGACCUUCAGAACCAAACAAACUACAGUGGAGGUGAAAGAAGAGCCACCUCGUGCAUGGAGAGUGAGUCUGGGAUCCAGUGAGAGUCACAAUGGCAAGGACAUCAAUAUCAGUCCCAGGGUUUUUGGGUCUUUAUGGGUCAAAAAACUCCCAGCCCAUCUACAAAUACCUACCUCACAACACAUGCAGGACUCAAGUGAGAAUAUUUUGAGUUCAAACCAGCAGCCAAGAGCCUGGCCUGUGAGUCACCAUCCAGUUGGCCCCAGUAGAGUCAACCAUGCCAGGGUCAGCCUGCCUUCACAGGACUCUCUGCCCAGCUUCCAGGCUAGUUGCCAAAACACCAAGAGUUCCCAGGGCUUAUCUAAUGUCUAAACGAAGAGACAGGAAAUGGUGGAAUCUAAAGAUCAGUGUUGCAAAGGAUCAGAACUAAGUGCUGGAUCGCAAUGGGUUUCACUUUCAUGAAAAGAGGCAGAGUACUCUAAGAUCUACAGGCAUAAGUCAGGGAGAAAGGAAUGCGAGAGUAAGACAUUCCAUUCA